AUGGCGUCGCGGUCGCGGCUGUUCAAGGAGUUGAAGGAGGCACAGCGGGAGGCACGGGUUGAGUUGAAGGAGGCGCAGAGGGAGGCAAAGGGAUCAGCCGAUGCUGACAUCAUCCUGAGCUGUGAUGAGAGCAACAUCUACAGAUGGACGGCCCUCAUCAAGGGCCCAGCUGACACGCCUUAUUACGGAGGGCAAUUCACCCUCACCAUCAACGUGCCCCAGCAGUACCCUCUUGUUCCGCCCCAAGUGCGGUUCGCUACCAAGGUCUUCCACCCCAACGUGCACUUCAAGACGGGGGAGAUCUGUUUGGACAUCCUCAAGACGGCAUGGAGCCCAGCUUGGACCCUCACAUCCGUGUGUCGCGCCAUCAUCACUCUCCUCUGCCACCCCGAGGCCGACAGCCCACUCAACUGCGACUCAGGCAAUCUGAUUCGAGCAGGUGACAACCGGGGCUAUUGCUCCAUGGCUCGCAUGUACACUAAACUCCACGCCAUGCCGCCCGCUGCCAGAUGA
Molecule: messenger RNA, 513 nt
Organism: Closterium sp. Naga37s-1
Lineage: Eukaryota; Viridiplantae; Streptophyta; Zygnematophyceae; Desmidiales; Closteriaceae
Source: the annotation of a GenBank genome assembly